UUGGUGCGGGAGGUGCGGCUCGUCAUCGGUCCUUCUUUAGGACAGCCGAGAAGCAAAACUCCACAUUUCAGAGUCGUUUCUGACAGGCGCCCCGGCUGCUAGCUAGCGACCUAAGGGCUUAGGAGACCAAUCAACGGGCACUAAUUUGGGCGCUCUCAGUGUCAGAUACCGCGGAGCGAGACAGCAUUGCCCAUGUGCGAUGGAAAAGUCGGCGAGGAUAGGAGAGGCGUAAAAGAGGCCCCACGCUCUGCAUUUCGCUUUCGGAUUCCUGUCAAACUUUCCUUCUUCCUCUGAUUAAGCCAGGUGCAUAAUGGCAUUUCAAGAUAACCAAGGCAAUGGUUCAUACCCAGGCCUUCUCGUUUUGUCAUCUCUGUUAGUAUCGACAUACGUAAUCGCUACUGGAAUCUAUCGCCUCUACUUCCAUCCACUCGCGGCGUUCCCGGGGCCACUCUGGGCCCGCUUGACCGUAUUCCCGUCAUGGUGGCAUACUCGCACUGGUGACCGACACAUCUGGCUGUAUAGUUUACAGGAGAAGUAUGGGCCCAAGUUCCGGUAUCGUCCGGACAGUGUCGUGCUCAACACGCCUGCUGCUUUCAAGAGAAUAUUUGGACCAAAGGGAAAUGUUAAGAAAAGCAUCUACUACGAAGUAUGGCCACGCAAUGUUCACACUAUCAACACUUGGAGCAGCACCAGUGUUGAGGUGCACUCACGCAAGCGUCGUGUGCUGAACUACGCUUUCUCGGAGGCAGCGCUGCGAGAUGCUGAGGUCUUCCUUCAUUCGAACAUUGAUCGAUGGCUGGAACUGAUUGGCCAACAAGCGCCCAAAGCUGGCGAGUGGACGACUUCUAUCAACAUGUGUGACUGGAUGAACUGGCUUGUUUUUGAUAUCCUUGGUGACCUGUGCUUCGGUAAGAAUUUCGACAUGAAGGAGCCUGGAAGUGAUCUCCGUCACAUCCCAGAAGUCAUGGUCAAUUUCAUGGAAAUUCUCCAUCCGAUCGCAUUCGGCCCGUUAGCCAAUGCCUGGGUAUGGCUUAAGCCUCGUGGUCUCGACAAGCUUCUAGAGGUCGCCUCACCGCCAGUAGUCAAGAAGUGGCAGGAUUUUGUUGAGGGGUGCCUUGAGAAACGGUCCAAGGUCGAGCAUGAAUUGGAGGAGAAUCCCAAGCCUGAGGGUGAGGUCCGAAAGGACUUCUUUCACUGGCUCUUCAAGGCUGUCGACCCCGAGACUGGCAAGCGUGGCUACAGCGAGAACGAACUUUUCGCCGAGUGCGAGUUGCUGACUAUCGCUGGAUCCGACACGACAUCUGUCGUAAUGUCUGCGGCUUUCUUCUACCUGGCUCGUCGACCGGAGGUGCAGGCCAAGAUCGCUCAAGAGGUCAAGUCCGUCUUCUCAAGCUACAACGAGAUCAAGUCUGGCACCAAGAUCAUGUCCUGCAAAUACCUGACAGCGUUCCUUCAAGAAGCCAUGCGCAUGACGCCUCCAGUCGCAGCAGAGCCCAGCCGUGAGGUACUCCCUGGCGGAACAACGGUCGGCGAUCACUACUUUCCCGCAGGCCUCCACGUCAGCACCGGUCUUUACUGUCUCAGCUACAACGAGAACGUCUUCCCCGAACCCUUCAACUUCCGUCCUGAGCGCUGGAUUGUAGACGAGUCUGGAAAGGAAGGAUCCUCGGCUGAAAGUGUGGCAUUGGCUGAGAACGGUUUCUGUGCCUUCUCCUUUGGAACCAGAGGCUGCGUCGGAAAGAACCUUGCCUGGCUAGAGAUGCGACUUGUCAUUGCCAAGACGCUCUGGAUGUACGAGGUUCAGGCUGAUCCCAAGAACGGACUUGGUGGAGGUAGCCGACAUGGAAAGCCUGGGCGACAGACGGAGGAUCAAUAUCAGAUCUACGACAUCUUCGUGGCCGGCAGGAAGGGGCCGAUGCUGCAGAUGCGCAAGAGGUAACGUUGAGUGAGAUGAGCCCAUUUGUGCAGGCGGCCGAAGUAAAGCCUGCAACGUACGAUAGUCAUCCUGGCCAGCCAAUUGAGCAUAUUCUGAUCCCUUUGAGAACGUAGUCCGUGUACAACACCACGUGUCGCCAGGUGCGUGCGUGGCUGUGGUGCAAACGGUGGUGCGACCAUUCAGUCCCUGACGAUCCCCCCAAAAAAACUAACAGCCGUUGUGCAUGUACUGCACAUCGUUAGUGGUGUUGUCGCACAGCCUCGCUAGGUGAGGUUGUGUUGUUGUCCGGGGUCACUUCACAAGAUUUGCUGCGACCGUCAGCGCCUGCCCAGAGGACGUCCCUGCGUCAUUCGACUAGCGGUGUCGCUCAGCGAAGCUUCCUCAAGCUCCGAGUCCGGUCCUUCUUCUCCAUCUCCUUAACACCAACAUCAUCGAGUCUGUAUAUUCUCGUAGGACCAUCUUUGUGCCCAAU
This is a messenger RNA of Alternaria rosae, 2408 nucleotides long. RefSeq names its product cytochrome P450. Lineage: Eukaryota; Fungi; Ascomycota; Dothideomycetes; Pleosporales; Pleosporaceae. Gene Ontology annotation, molecular function: monooxygenase activity; heme binding; oxidoreductase activity, acting on paired donors, with incorporation or reduction of molecular oxygen. The coding region runs from base 311 to 1939 and encodes 542 amino acids. The record is from RefSeq and is a predicted model, not a curated record. The transcript has 3 exons.